CGGUCGCUCGAACCGCUUUAUCUCUACGCUCGAGCUGUGCACUCUCUCCUAAACGUAAUACGAAUACAUCGCAGCACACACAAGUAUCAUAUUAUUAUAUAUGUACGUAUAGGUCGGUGCGAGUGUGUUUUAUAUAUAACGUGUACCGAGAGCCACAUGCUUUUGUUGCGUGCCUGGAGUUUUUAAAGUGUCAUCGCAAGUGCUUUCUUAGGAGCUCUGCCAUCCAAAGCUUGGCAUUAUUAAUUUAGAAAAAUUAAUGCUUCAUCGACGUCUGGCGCUCAGUCCAAAAGAAUUCAAAUUUCGUAUGUACGUGCAGCAGCAGCAGCAGCCGAUAUAUCGAAUGAAUGAGUGAUCUCGCAAUACGUAUUCCAUUAGAAUACACAAAGAGCAGCAGUCGUGGUAGCCGCAGCAGAUCGAGCUCUGAAUAAUACAGAAGAAAAAGAGGAAGGCAGCAGCAGCAGCAGCAGAGUCGCAUAGUGUGCAAGUGCUAGAGAGCAUCUCGCGUAGCAGUGGCCGCGUGUGUGCGCGUGUGCGCGUGUGCAUGGCAAGAGUCAAGUGCGGGGCAUGGAGAUUGCUUUUCGACUGAGACGAUGUGAGGAAUGAUCACGUGGCUCAUGGUCGGACUGCUUUUGUUUACGGAAUCAGCCUGCGAGAGCAGCAAAGCCAGCAGUUCGUCGAACAGCAGCCACGACGGACGUGGCAAAAAUGAGAGCGCCUUAUUGAUUAAGAAUAAUAACAAUUUCGACGACGAGGACGCUUAUCGUUUGACCUGUUACACCUGCGUCAACGUCAGCGACAACAAGAUGUGCAACGAAUGGGCUAUAGACACUCCAUGUCCUGCAGGCGGUCGGGAUUUCUGCCGAUCUCUGCAUAUUCUGGAUAGUCGCGGACGCAGCGUCUUGGUGAGCAAGAGCUGCGUCAACGAGAUCGAGUGCAGCCCGGCCAACGUCGGAUGCGUACCCAUCGACACGCAAAAGAUCUGCAUAAGCUGCUGCGACACGAGCUACUGCAACGUCGAGUCGCCGACGAACGCGACCAGCGCGACGUACACGCGCAAACGGCCGAGAGCACCGACGAAGUCGCGCAACAACAACAACAACAACGGCGGCGGCGGCAGCGGUGGCGAGGACGCCAGCAGGGCCAGUGCCAUCGGCGCCAGUAGGUAUCGCACGACUACCCACCUACUCGCUUCUCUGCUCUACAGUGUCUUUUUCAAUCGUUAUUGUGCAUAUCAUUAGUGGUGUAUAGAUAUAUAUGUAUAGAGAAAAGAAGGCGAAAAAAAAACCAAAGGGAAGGAAGGAAGAAUAUAAAGGGGAGAGCCGCCGAUCGAAGCCGGCACUCACACGUAAAUGCGAUAAACUCAGGCAUCGGCAGUGCCAAGCCGUUUUUUUGAUUAAAAAACUUGUGCGCAUUUAAAACAUGAAAGUUACUCUGUCUCUGGUCGCCUCACCCUUCCUCUCACGUAGCACGUAGCGUAUAUAGGUAUAAAAUACAGAUAGAAAACACGACGCGCAAAAAGAGAGAGAGAGAGAGAGAGAAAGAGACACAUAAGCGGACUGCCGAUCGCGGGUCAAAUGAAAACCUAUAGAGAGCAAAGAGUAACGAAGUAAAGUUUGAAAAAGGAUAUAUGUAUAAUAGAAAAGUCUCUUUUCCUCUUUCUCUCUCUCUCGUCUGGGAGCACGCGAACAAAAUGUUGACAAGCAUAUACACACGCGCGGGCCGAGGAGGGGCUUCGCAAACUAUCUCCUCCAUCUCUCACUCAGCGCAAGCUCGUGCCUCAGCUAUACUAUUACCAACUCGACUGUAUACACAUCUACUGUUGCAGAGCUAGUUUGUCAACUUUUUUCGACUUAAGUGAGAAAGAGGAGCUUCGCUCCCGAAUACUAUACUCGCGAGCGCGCGCGAUAUCGCCGAGAGAACGAGCUCGAGCAGCCGAGUUUGCUCGAGCCGGGUCGACUUGAUAAAUAUGGAGAAGUCUCGGAGCUUCUUUUUUCCUUCUCUCUCUCUCUCUUUCUCUCCCUCUCUUAUUCUCUCUUAUUCUCUCUUUCCAUCUCUAUCUUACUCCCUGUCUCACACUCUAUGUAUAUCCUUUUCUUUCCCCGAGGUUGAAAGAAGUAUAUCGUCGCGCGGAGCUAUUUUUUGGUCAGCACUCGUUAAUUUUAACGAAGAAGACACGUGCACCCUACAUUUUUCUAGCAAAUUAUAUCAAGGUAACGAAAAAUGAAAACAUACGUACGUACUUAGACGUAAAAAUAUAAAAGGAGUUAUAAAAAAAAGACACAAAAACGAUGAAACAUAAUACAAUUUUAUUGAUAUAAAAAAAAAUAUUUAAGAAAACUGGACUGUUACUGACAUAUUCAAUUAUCCCAGAAAUAUCAACGUUUUUAAUCGUAUACACAGCAAUUGACAUUAUUAUACACGUGUACAGCAUUACAUACUAAAUUAUACCGGCGCGAGUGUUUAAUUUGAUACUAAAGGGUUUAUUCAUGAGCGCGUGUGUUUAUCAAUCCGAACGAGUUGUAAUAAAAAAAAAAAAAAAACACAGGAGAGAAAUAUUUGCAAACGCUAACACAAAUCAUCCUCCCGAUAAAUUAAGCCAAGCCGCCGCCGAGCAUUAGCAGUAAGUGCAUGCAUGUUAUACGUACGUACGUACGUACGUGCUGCUUUAGCGCGGGGGUGAUCUUUUCACGAUUAAUUUUAUUUUUCACUUACUCGCGCAUGUAUUACUGCGCAUUACGCGGCAAACAUUCUUCAAAAAUUAAAAUAAUGCACUGGGCUCAGCGAGAGAGAGGGUGGGAUUAUGUAUGCCACGGCUGGAGGAGCAGGAGUCGAAAUUUUUUAAUUAUAGCACGAGCGCGCGGCACAUAUAUAUAAGUUGUACGUAUAUAUAUAAGAGUAAAGCUCGUGUGCCUGCCUGCGCAGCCCUUUUUUUUAAGCUCGACAUACUCUCAGCCACGCCUGCGCCACGUAUAAUAUACAUAAUAACUUUUUUGUAAACGUUGAAAAUAAAAUUACUAAGUGUGGCGAAGUUAGAAAUAAUGUACCCUAGCAUCGCACGAGACAGAGAGAGAGAGAGAGAGAGAGAGGGAGGAGAGCAGUAGCGCACAUACGAACACACGUAGCCACAUCAAGAAGCCAGCCACACGCGUAUAAUAAGCGCGCGCGAAACUUGCGCUCAAUGCGCACAGCGAUGGCAGCGGCGGGCGUAUAUUACAGCAAAAAAAAAAAAAAAAAAAA
This is a messenger RNA of Trichogramma pretiosum, 3237 nucleotides long. RefSeq lists its product as uncharacterized. Gene Ontology annotation, molecular function: acetylcholine receptor regulator activity. The transcript has 6 exons. Bases 600 to 1238 code for a protein of 212 amino acids. Lineage: Eukaryota; Metazoa; Arthropoda; Insecta; Hymenoptera; Trichogrammatidae. The record is from RefSeq and is a predicted model, not a curated record.